This is a messenger RNA of Anastrepha ludens (Mexican fruit fly), 2389 nucleotides long. RefSeq names its product protein spaetzle 5 (gene spz5). Bases 816 to 2027 code for a protein of 403 amino acids. The transcript is spliced from 10 exons. Lineage: Eukaryota; Metazoa; Arthropoda; Insecta; Diptera; Tephritidae. The record is from RefSeq and is a predicted model, not a curated record. Gene Ontology annotation, molecular function: growth factor activity; Toll binding. Gene Ontology annotation, cellular component: extracellular region. Gene Ontology annotation, biological process: regulation of Toll signaling pathway; central nervous system formation; innate immune response.
GUCUGAACAUUGCUAAACGAGCGAGAAAAAGGUCUAUACCGUUCCGUUGGCCGAAAAACGCAUCGGCCGUCAGUUGGUUUCGAAGUUGGCAACGGUGAGCAGUGACAACGAGCGACCUAAACGCAUGCUUCGCCCAAAGCGUCGACACACAGUGAGCUGGACGGACGUGCUUUUGCGGAUACGCGUCGCAUAAAAUACUCGUACACAAGAAGUCACACGUACAAGCAAACAAAAAUAUAAUUGAAAUGUAUUUUUAAGUUGAAGUGUUUAAAAAGCCCGAUUGAAGCUGCUUCAAGAAACCCCAAACAUUUUUCGCUUAAGAGCACAGCAAAAUUUCUUAUUUGUAUUCAAUUGUAAAUUUGACGAAAAGCAAUUCACCUACGCAACGCUGUGUGCGUGUUUCAAAUCUGUAAUUUUCCUUUAGUAAUUGAAUUAAAUGGGCAAUUGCCAAGAGAAAUUGGUGUGAUUAGUGUGCGGAUAUUGUAGCAGCUGUGCGUAGAAUUGACUUAAAGCAGCAAUUAAAAGUGAACGGUCUGGCUCGAAUUUAAUCGAAGUGAAGUAAAAUUUGUAAACUAUUUUGCCUUCACACACCAAGUUGGUUUGAAAAGUUUAACUUGGUUUUCUUCGAAUUGGAUAUUGCUCGAUUUUGGCUGGCACGUGCGUGGAUUUAAUAAUUUAUAAAGAGCGUGCGCCAAGUGUGAACAAAACGUAAAUUGCUGCACCCGAACGGAAUAGAAAACCUGUUUUCCGUCAGCAACAUCAGAUACACAGAUGCAUAAACCACACGUAGAUAUAUCUACUACAUCUAUGUCACAAUGAAGAGUAUUAUUUCUCGCUUCUAUAGUAAUUAUGGCUUUAGUUUUAUUUAUGUGAUACUAGUUUAUACAACAUCCGCGCACAGUGUGCCCUCGUGUGGCUUAUAUGGAGCGCCACCAUGCCAGUUUCUACCAGCGCCGCCGGGACAAACACCAUCAUGCGCCCGACCAGGCAGAACCUACUGCGAGCACGUGGACAAUUAUCCAACUUAUCUCAUCAAGCAUCUUGUUCACAAAUGGGGUUAUGAGGCUAAAAAUUUGCUCGUCGAUGAGUCAUGGGAUGAGUUCUCUGCAUUGACGUGGCACGAGACGCCCGUCUUCUAUGAUCCAGCAUUUAUUUUUUCACCCCAGAGACCGUAUAAUGGCGGCGGAAACGGAGGACUUGGUAGCGGCGACGGCUUUAAUGGCUACAAAUACGGUACUCCAGGCAAUGGUGGCGGCAAUGCAGGUGGAGUUACAGUGGGACCAACCAGCAGUAGUGACAAUACGUUCAUCAUCACAAAAUCACAAACUACAGAGACCCCUACCUUUCUGUUCUACACCUCCGCUGGCCAGCAUCUGAACAAAAAUCAAGUGAGCAACUAUAAUUUAGGUGGAAACGGUGGAGCGCCCGGCAGUGGACACAAGGUUUCAUCAGACAGUCCAUCCUAUUGGCUAAAGCGCAUUUCACGCAAUGUCGACGGUGUGGUAGGCGUAGAAGUAGGCGGUAAUUUUACCGCGGCAUUGACAUCAUUCGACACAGAUUCGGCAUCAGCGACGGCUAGCCGUGCGAAACGCAGCAUUUCUUCAUCCUCCCAAAGCACUUCAUUUUCAUCGAAACUGUCUCGCGACGUUUCACUCAAUAUGGAUCUCUUGGAUAUCAUUGGCGCUAACAAAGGCCCAAAAACGCGCACCAAACGGCAAAGCUCCGGCCGUGAGACGCUUUGCAAGACCACCUCUCAAUUUAUUACUCCACAAGCAGCACUCAAUAACAAAGGAAAUUGGAUGUUUGUGGUGAAUGAGCCAAGUACAGCGCGGCAAAUGGUGAAAGCAGAAUUGUGCGCAUCAAACACCUGCUCGAAUCUCUGCCAACUGCCCAACGGUUAUAACUCCAGAUGCGAACAGAAAUAUGUACAGAAACGACUGAUUGCAUUGCAGGCCAACGGCCAGAAUCUCUACACAGACUCAUUUUGGUUUCCGAGCUGCUGCGUUUGUACGAUAGCUGCGAAUUGAGCGAAGUAAGGAAUUGGAUGCGUUGGAUGAAUUUGCAAGUGACUGGCGACGAGAUAGUGAAUAGGCAUGCAAUUAAAUCCAAAAUUUGUAUGCAAUAAUUUUAUUUAUUGAUUAAAUAAUUAAUUUAUGGAGACUCAAGUAGUUUAAAUCGAAUUUGUAAACAAUAAAAAAAAGUGCGAAAACUCCACAUCAUGAAACAUUAAAACAUUUUCAACGAUCUGUAGCAUCAAAUAAUUCUUGGAAACAAAGUGAAAAAACUUCCUAAUUUUAAAGCAAAUGAAUGUUAAAAAUAUGUAUCAUAUUAAUGUCAAUUUAUUAAAAAGAACCAGAUGCAUAAAUGAAUAUAAAAUUGAAAGGAGAGU